Messenger RNA from Pipra filicauda (Wire-tailed manakin), 1207 nucleotides. It is a transcript of the gene SLC25A5, whose product is annotated as solute carrier family 25 member 5. The transcript is spliced from 4 exons. Gene Ontology annotation, molecular function: ATP:ADP antiporter activity. Gene Ontology annotation, biological process: mitochondrial ADP transmembrane transport; mitochondrial ATP transmembrane transport. The record is from RefSeq and is a predicted model, not a curated record. Gene Ontology annotation, cellular component: mitochondrial inner membrane. Lineage: Eukaryota; Metazoa; Chordata; Aves; Passeriformes; Pipridae. Bases 79 to 975 code for a protein of 298 amino acids.
UUGCGGCGCCCCCCCCUCCUCAGCGCCGCCUCCCGCCUCCCUCGCCCGGCAUCGCCUCCCGCUCCCGCCGCUCCCGCCAUGACCGAUGCGGCCGUGUCCUUCGCCAAGGAUUUCCUCGCCGGCGGGGUGGCGGCCGCCAUCUCCAAGACCGCCGUCGCGCCCAUCGAGAGGGUCAAGCUGCUGCUGCAGGUGCAACACGCCAGCAAGCAGAUCUCGGCCGACAAGCACUACAAGGGCAUCAUCGACUGCGUGGUGCGCAUCCCGCGGGAGCAGGGCGUCCUCUCCUUCUGGCGCGGCAACCUGGCCAAUGUGAUCCGGUACUUCCCCACCCAGGCCCUCAACUUCGCCUUCAAGGAUAAGUACAAGCAGAUCUUCCUGGGCGGCGUGGACAAGCGGACCCAGUUCUGGCGGUACUUCGCCGGUAACCUGGCGUCCGGAGGUGCCGCCGGCGCGACCUCCCUCUGCUUCGUGUACCCCCUUGACUUUGCCCGAACCCGCCUGGCAGCGGAUGUGGGUAAAGCCGGGGCCGACCGGGAGUUCAGCGGGCUCGGUGACUGCCUGGUCAAAAUCUUCCGCUCGGAUGGCCUCAGGGGCCUGUACCAGGGCUUCAGUGUCUCUGUCCAGGGCAUUAUCAUCUACAGAGCUGCCUACUUUGGCAUCUACGACACCGCCAAGGGCAUGCUCCCAGACCCAAAGAACACCCACAUCGUUGUCAGCUGGAUGAUUGCUCAGACCGUCACUGCUGUCGCAGGUUUGGUUUCCUACCCCUUUGACACGGUUCGUCGUCGCAUGAUGAUGCAGUCUGGCCGUAAAGGAGCUGACAUAAUGUACACUGGCACUCUUGACUGCUGGAGGAAGAUUGCCCGGGAUGAGGGCUCCAAGGCGUUUUUCAAAGGUGCAUGGUCGAAUGUACUCCGAGGAAUGGGUGGUGCUUUUGUCUUAGUCUUGUAUGAUGAAAUCAAGAAGUACACAUAAGUUGUUUCCUGUUGUGAACUGGCAUGUUGUUCUGUGUAGUCUAUGACAGUUCAUGGACUUGUUUGAAAACCAUCUAGUUACUAAACAGUGACUGCUGAUGUUUAUACAGGUUGGCAUGGGGCAGGGGCAACAGCCUGCUCUGUCUUUAUUCCCCUUGAUGGGACUCAUGAUGGUUUCUAUUUCAGUCACUCCUGCUUAAAGAGUACAAAGAAAUAAAAAUCCGAAACCAAUA